CCAUUAGACCACGAGUCUCCGCCUCUUCCUGUGACAUCAUGCCUACCAGGAACUACUCCAUUCUACUCAAGACCCUAAAGGAGACGGGGAGGAGUCAUUGUUCAGGCUGCAGUAACGUAAUAUGAAGUCGUGACAUCACUUGAUUCUUCUCCUAGAACUUCCUAGAUCACAUGACUCGGUGAAGAUGGACAAGGACAAGAGCCACGUGAAUGAGGAUAUAUUGAACCUCACCCUAGAGAUCAUCUACCUGCUGACUGGAGAGGAUUACAUAAUAGUGAAGAAGAAAUCAUGCGAGUCUAAAAUGCACAGCAGUGUGUCUGCCCGAUGGAAGAGAGCCAGAAGCCCCAUCGUGCCUCCUCCUCACUCACUGAUAAAUGAGAGACACCAUGAUCAAAAGAUAAUAGAACUCACCAACAAGAUCAUUGAGUUGCUGACUCCAGAGGAUUGUGAGCUUCUAGAUGACGACAAUGAACUGUACCAGCCCCUGCCAUCACCAGAUGAAUCCAGUGGCAGAAGUACACCGGAGGAAAGUCAGAGUCCUCUGUCUUCUCAGGAUUGUUCAGAAGAAAAUCAAGAUGUUCCUCCAGUCAGUCAGUGUGAUGAUAUGAUUGAUAUCAAAAUUGAAGUUGUAGAGGAAGAAGAGGAAGAGGAGGCAUUUCUGGUGGAGGAUAGACAAAUUAAGGAAGAGGAAAUUGCUGUAGAUAUCGACACAGUUCUGCAUGGAAAUGUCUCAGAUGAGCAGGCCCCAUUAUCCUCAGAUUGUAAAAGUGAAGAUAAUGAAGAUUCUCCUGGAGAAAACUCCAGUACACCUCAAGUCCUUGAUACUACAGAUCAGUCUCCUGAGUCAUCACAUCACGAGGGACAUUCUUUUGAUGGGUCGUAUGUUGAAAGUAGAGGUGCAGAUCAGAAAAGGGACAAAAUCUAUUCAUGUUCUGAAUGUAGCAAGUGUUUCACAACAAACUAUUUCUUGCUUCGCCAUCAGAAAAUGCACUCAAAAAAGUCUCUGUUCUCAUGCACUGAGUGUGGAAAAUGCUUUACCCAUAAAUCAGAACGUGCUCGACAUGAAAGAAUUCACACCGGAGAGAAACCUUUUCCAUGCUUUGAUUGUGGAAAAUGUUUUCCCCACAAAUCAGAACUUGUUCGGCAUGAGAGAAUUCACACAGGUGAGAAGCCCUUUUCAUGUUCUGAUUGUGGGAAGGGUUUCAGGCAGAAAUCUGACUUUCUUAAACAUCAGAGAAUUCACACGGGUGAGAAGCCGUUUUCUUGCUCCGAAUGCGGGAAAUAUUUUACGCAAAAGUCUAACCUUGUUGAACACCAGAAGAUUCACACUGGGGAAAAGCCGUUUUCAUGCUCAAUUUGUGGAAAAAAUUUUGCAAGGAAAGCUGAGCUUGGUAAACAUCAGAGAAUUCACACAGGGGAGAAGCCAUUUUUAUGUUCUCAGUGCGGGAAACGCUUUACCCACAAAUCAGAACACAUUCGACAUGAGAGAAUUCACAAGGGGGAGAAGCCAUUUUCAUGUUUUGAGUGCGGAUAUAGCUUUGCAAUGAAAUCAGAACUGGUUAAACAUCAAAGAAUUCACACUGGGGAGAAGCCAUUCUCAUGUCCUGAUUGUGGAAAAUGCUUUACGCAGAAGUCUACGCUCGUCACUCAUCAGAGAACUCACACAGGAGAGAGGCCGUUUACGUGUUUAGAGUGCGGAAAGGGUUUUACCCAGAAAUCGGACCUUGGGAAACAUCUGAGAAUUCACACGGGAGAGAAGCCGUUUUCUUGCUCUGAAUGUGGGAGAUGUUUCAUAAGGAAACCUGAACUUGUCACACAUCAGAGAUCUCAUCAUAAAUAUGAGAACACUGGCACAGUGUUAGAUGAAUAGAAAUGUAAUCUUGGUUCCAGCAUUGAAAGCUCGUAAAUAAGCUAUUUCCAUUGGUUAACAGUUUUACCACUUCGGUUUCAUUUAUUCUAUUCUUGGAAAAUAACAUUGGAGGUUGUUAAUGUAUAAGACAUUAUCUUCAAACUAGAAACCUGUAGCUUCAUCACAAGGUUUCUUCCAAGCUGAAGA
Molecule: messenger RNA, 2056 nt
Organism: Bufo bufo (common toad)
Lineage: Eukaryota; Metazoa; Chordata; Amphibia; Anura; Bufonidae
Product: zinc finger protein OZF-like
Exons: 8
Coding region: 185-1870 (561 amino acids)
Biological process (GO): regulation of transcription by RNA polymerase II
Molecular function (GO): RNA polymerase II cis-regulatory region sequence-specific DNA binding; DNA-binding transcription factor activity
Source: RefSeq, a predicted model, not a curated record